This is a messenger RNA of Xiphias gladius (swordfish), 3712 nucleotides long. It is a transcript of the gene smarca5, whose product is annotated as SWI/SNF related, matrix associated, actin dependent regulator of chromatin, subfamily a, member 5. Gene Ontology annotation, cellular component: chromatin; nucleus. The coding region runs from base 218 to 3322 and encodes 1034 amino acids. Lineage: Eukaryota; Metazoa; Chordata; Actinopteri; Istiophoriformes; Xiphiidae. The transcript is spliced from 24 exons. Gene Ontology annotation, biological process: regulation of transcription by RNA polymerase II; nucleosome organization. The record is from RefSeq and is a predicted model, not a curated record. Gene Ontology annotation, molecular function: ATP binding; nucleosome binding; ATP hydrolysis activity.
UACACCGGUUAACGUUAGCACCGUGUGAACGCGGGUGCCGGAGAAAAGCCCUGCUAGCGCGAACCGGUGCGUCUCACAUUAAAAGCAAGAGGACAGUUCCCAUUUACCGUGGCAAAGUUAGGAAAAUCUUCAACGACUCGUACACGGGAUUACAUUAGGCACCUGAUAACGGACGACAUAUAUAUCUGGAUCGAAGAGGAAAUUCGAUUUAAAAAAAAUGUCCGAAAGCGUAAACUGCGUAGAACAGCGGGAAGAACAGACUGAACUUGAAGAAGGCGGAGGAGCGGAGAAGUCUGACUCUUCAGAUGCUGGAAAAGAGUCCUCCUCAGAUGCUGGUCCCGAUGGACAAGAUGCAUCCUCCUCCUCGUCAUCCAAAACUAAAGAUUCCGCCCCAGGUUAUGAGGAGAAAGUGCAAACAGACCGGACCAACAGAUUUGAGUACCUGUUGAAGCAAACAGAGCUGUUUGCUCAUUUCAUCCAACCAGCCGCACAGAAGACCCCCACCUCCCCCCUGAAGAUGAAACCAGGACGUCCUCGCAUCAAGAAAGACGAGAAACAAAACCUGCUGUCCGCCGGAGACAACCGCCAUCGCCGCACCGAGCAAGAGGAGGAUGAAGAGCUUCUAAACGAGAGCACCAAGACUACUAAUGUCUGCGCUCGCUUUGAUGAAUCUCCCUCCUAUGUCAAAACAGGAAAAAUGAGGGACUAUCAGAUCCGUGGUCUGAACUGGCUCAUCUCUUUGUAUGAAAAUGGCAUCAACGGCAUCCUCGCCGAUGAGAUGGGUCUGGGUAAGACUCUCCAGACUAUUGCCCUGCUGGGUUAUAUGAAGCACUACAGAAACAUCCCUGGUCCCCACAUGGUGCUGGUGCCCAAGUCCACCCUGUACAACUGGAUGAAUGAGUUCAAGCGAUGGGUGCCCUCUCUUCGUGCAGUCUGCCUGAUCGGAGACAGAGACGAGAGGACCGCCCUGAUCAGAGACGUGCUGCUGCCAGGAGAGUGGGACGUGUGCGUCACAUCCUACGAGAUGCUCAUCAUUGAAAAGGCUGUGUUCAAGAAAUUCAACUGGAGAUACCUGGUUAUUGAUGAGGCCCACAGGAUCAAGAAUGAGAAAUCCAAGCUGUCAGAAAUUGUGCGAGAAUUCAAGACCACCAAUCGCUUACUGCUGACUGGAACACCCCUGCAAAACAACCUCCAUGAGCUGUGGGCUCUGCUGAACUUCCUGCUGCCUGACGUCUUUAACUCGGCAGAGGACUUUGACUCCUGGUUUGACACAAACAACUGCUUGGGUGAUCAGAAGUUGGUCGAACGUCUUCACACUGUUUUGCGUCCCUUCUUGCUUCGUCGUAUAAAAGCUGAUGUGGAGAAGACUCUGCUCCCAAAAAAAGAGAUCAAGAUGUAUGUGGGACUGAGCAAGAUGCAGCGAGAGUGGUACACAAAGAUUCUGAUGAAGGACAUUGACAUUCUGAACUCAGCGGGAAAGAUGGACAAGAUGCGCCUGCUGAACGUUCUCAUGCAGCUGAGGAAAUGCUGCAACCAUCCGUACCUGUUCGACGGAGCCGAGCCCGGCCCUCCCUACACAACUGACCUCCACCUGGUGGUGAACAGUGGCAAGAUGGCAGUGCUGGACAAGCUGCUACCCAAGAUGAAGGAGCAGGGCUCCCGCGUGCUCAUCUUCAGUCAGAUGACCAGGAUGCUGGACAUCUUGGAGGACUACUGCAUGUGGAGGAACUACGGAUACUGCCGCCUGGAUGGUCAGACGCCGCAUGAGGAAAGACAGAUCUCUAUCAAUGCAUACAAUGAGCCCAACAGCUCUAAGUUCAUCUUCAUGUUGAGCACCAGAGCCGGUGGGCUGGGUAUCAACCUGGCUACAGCUGAUGUUGUCAUCCUCUAUGACUCAGACUGGAACCCUCAAGUCGACCUGCAGGCCAUGGACCGGGCUCACAGGAUUGGUCAGCAGAAGCAGGUACGCGUGUUUCGUUUCAUCACCGAAAACACAGUGGAGGAGAGGAUCGUAGAGAGGGCCGAGAUGAAACUGCGUCUGGACUCCAUUGUCAUCCAGCAAGGAAGACUUGUGGAUCCAAGCGCCAACAAGCUAGGCAAGGAUGAGAUGCUGUCCAUCAUCCGCCACGGUGCCACACACGUGUUUGCUUCCAAAGAGAGUGAGAUCACUGAUGAUGACAUUGAUGCGAUCCUGGAGAGAGGCGAAAGGAAGACGAUGGAGAUGAAGGAGAAGCUGUCUUCUCUGGGUGAGAGCUCUCUGAGAAACUUCACCAUGGACACUGAGAACAGCAGUGUGUACACAUUUGAAGGAGAGGACUACAGAGAGAAGAAAAAGGUCAUUACCAACUGGAUCGAGCCACCCAAGAGGGAAAGGAAAGCCAAUUACGCUGUGGACGCCUACUUCAGAGAAGCCCUGCGAGUCAGUGAGCCCAAAGCACCCAAGGCUCCUCGUCCUCCUAAGCAGCCAAAUGUCCAGGACUUCCAGUUCUUCCCUCCACGUCUCUUUGAGCUUCUAGAAAAGGAAAUUCUGUUCUAUAGGAAGACCAUAGGCUACAAGGUUCCCCGUAAUCCGGACAUGCCAAACUCAGCUCAGAUGCAGAAAGAGGAGCAGGCUAAGAUUGAUGAGGCCGAGGCUCUGACAGAGGAGGAACUGGAAGAGAAGGAGAACCUGCUGCAACAGGGAUUUACUAUUUGGAACAAACGUGACUUCAACCAGUUCAUCAAAGCCAACGAGAAGUGGGGAAGAGAUGAUAUAGAGAACAUUGCCAGAGAAGUGGAGGGAAAAACUCCUGAAGAAGUCAUGGAAUAUUCUGCUGUGUUCUGGGAGCGCUGCAAUGAGCUGCAGGAUAUCGAGAAGAUCAUGGCCCAGAUAGAGAGAGGAGAGGCCAGGAUUCAGAGAAGGAUUAGCAUCAAGAAAGCACUUGACUCAAAGAUUGGUCGCUACAAGGCUCCCUUCCAUCAGCUCCGUAUCUCCUACGGCACCAACAAAGGCAAGAACUACACAGAGGAAGAGGACCGCUUCCUUAUCUGUAUGCUCCACAAGCUGGGCUUUGACAAGGAGAGCGUGUAUGACGAGCUGCGUCAGUGCAUCCGUAACUCGCCUCAGUUCCGCUUCGACUGGUUCCUCAAAUCCAGGACUGCCAUGGAGCUCCAGAGGCGAUGUAACACCCUGAUUACGCUGAUAGAGAGAGAGAACAUGGAGCUGGAGGAGAGGGAGAAGGCGGAGAAAAAGAAACGAGGCCCAAAGACUGGCUCAGCUCAGAAACGAAAGUCAGAGGGAACCCCAGAUGGUCGUGGACGCAGGAAAAAGCUGAAGUUGUGAAGCUGUUCACAACGCACAGUAUCAGAAUUCGAGAGUGGCAGCCAGCUCGGGUACUGUUAGUUCUAGUGUCUGUGUUUGUUUUGCAGGCCGUGAUAAUGUAUUGUGUAAAACUCCCUGAUGGACUGAUCUGGUUGUAUUAGGUUUUAGGAAGUGCUCUAUUACAAGCCUCCCUUGUUGUCACUGACCUAAACACUGCAGCUGUGCUGGUUUAGUUUUUUGUUUGCUAGUCCUUUUUUUACUAGUACUUAAUUGAAUAAAUGUAUUUAUGCCUGUUGGUUGUACUACAUUCCAUUGCUUGAAAUAAUAUGUACCUUUUUUCUUUUUCUUUUUUUUUUUAAAGAAAACAUUUUUUCUUUUAUCUUCCUCUGUGAAAUAGAAAAUGUCUUUUUU